Messenger RNA from Colletotrichum fioriniae, 1566 nucleotides. RefSeq names its product Serine--tRNA ligase, mitochondrial (gene DIA4). Lineage: Eukaryota; Fungi; Ascomycota; Sordariomycetes; Glomerellales; Glomerellaceae. Gene Ontology annotation, molecular function: ATP binding; serine-tRNA ligase activity; tRNA binding. The record is from RefSeq and is a predicted model, not a curated record. Gene Ontology annotation, biological process: mitochondrial seryl-tRNA aminoacylation. Gene Ontology annotation, cellular component: mitochondrion.
AUGGGGAGAGAUCCAACAGGCCUCUUGCGCAGUUCACUAGGGGCAGCAAGGAGGCGCCUCCUGCCCACCUCACUACCCACGCCGCGCACCAUCAACAGAGUAAAUUACCUGGUCUCACACUCACUCCAACAACGCCGUGCCUUUGCAGACGUCAAACGGCCCUCGACCGCGCCAAAACCCAUCAUCGACAUCAGACACAUCAGAGAGAACCCGGAACUGCACGAGCAAAACUGUCUCGAGCGCAACUACAUCCAACAGAGCAAGGGCCCCGCUCGCAUCAACGAAAUCUUUACGCAAUGGCAGGCCCUGCAAAAGGAUAGCCGCGCCGUUCGCGAGAGGUCGAACCUGUUGCGCCGCCAGAUCGCCAAUCCGGCGUCCACCAGCGGCGACGACAAUGCAGAAUUUAACGACAUCCGGGGCAAGACCCGCGAAGAGCUGCUGGACGAAGCCCGCGUGCUCAAGCAGAAGCUCGCGGCCGUGGAGCAGGACGAGGUCAAGCUCGUCGAGGAGAUGGAAGGGCUCGCCCUCGCCAUCCCCAACCUCACCAGCGACGUCACCCCCGUUGGCGACGAGCCGCGGCUGCUGAGCUACAUCAACGAGCACCCCCACGAGACGCCCAGCGCCUCGGACAAGGUGUGGCGGUCUCAUGUCCACAUCGGCUCGGAGCUGGGCCUCCUCGACUUCGCCGGCGCGGGCACCGUCUCGGGCUGGGGCUGGUACUACCUCCUCGACGAGGCCGCGCAGCUGGAGCAGGCCCUCGUGCAGUACGCCCUCGCCGUCGCCACGCGGCACGGCUGGCGCCAGGUCGCACCGCCCAGCGUCGUCUACAGCCACGUCGCCGCCGCCUGCGGCUUCCAGCCGCGCGACCAAAACGGCGAGCAGCAAAUCUACAGCCUCGCGCAGUCCGCCGCCGACGUCGAGCGUGGCAAGCCAGAGCUCUCACUCGCCGGUACCUCGGAGAUCCCGCUGGCCGGCAUGAAGGCCGAGACGACCCUCGACGCCACGGAGCUGCCCGCGAAACGCGUCGCCGUCUCCCGUUGCUACCGCGCCGAGGCCGGGGCCCGCGGCGCGAGCACAAAGGGUCUUUACCGCGUCCACGAGUUCACCAAGGUCGAAAUGUUCGCCUGGACCGCGCCCGACGCCGACGAGACGGUCGACGUCUUUGAGGAGAUGCUCGACAUCCAGACCGAGAUCCUUGGGUCCCUGGGCCUGCACUGCCGAGUCCUCGAGAUGCCGACCGCCGACCUCGGCGCCUCCGCCGUACGCAAGUGCGACAUUGAGGCCUUUUUCCCGUCUCGCCAGGAGCAGAACGACGGCUGGGGCGAGGUCACGUCCGCCAGCAUCUGCACCGACUACCAGACGAGGAGGCUCGCCACGCGGGCAAAGAUUGACGGCAAGCUUACCUUCCCCUGGACCGUCAACGGUACUGCUCUCGCCGUCCCGAGAGUGCUGGCUGCGCUCUUGGAAGCUGGAUGGAAUGAGCAAGAAAUGUCCGUCUCCAUUCCGGCUUGCCUGCAGCCGUGGAUGGAUGGAAAGGAGAAGAUUGUUCGCAAGACUGUUUCAUAG